UUUAUCAUAUAAAGUCUAGUUUUGCUCAAAAUAUAUACGCACAAAUAGUUUGAACUAUAUAUAUGUAUAUUUGUAGAUAUAUGCGUACAAAGGAGAAUUUUUGGCGCAAUUUUUGUGCUAUGAAUUACUAAUAGUGAUAUAUGAAAACAACUUAUGAUAAAAUUUCAUGAUUUUUCAAAGUUUUUGUUACAUAAUUCAAUAUAGGUGCAACGAGUAUCCAGAAGCCUACAAUUGAUUUGAAUUUAUGCACAAAAUUGACAUAGAAAACUUUUUGUGCUUUAUUCGGUAUCAAUUGCGUACGCGAUUAUAAAUAAUAAAUUGUUUAAGAAUUCUCUUAAAAAGAGUCGUGUAAUUACCAUAGGUUAAAGAAUUAAUCUUUAGCAUAUUAUAUGAUAUUAUAUAAUUGUCAAAAGUUUGAACGGACAAAAAGAUUACACACUAGCAUUUGAUUAUAUUACUAACAAUAAAAUAAUACAUAUCGACAAAAGAAAUGUUUAUGAGAUUAAUUGAUCUCUAAUAACCAUGUGUGUCAUAAUAUAUAUUACGAUAAUACAAAUUAUUUAAUAUAAGUAUUAAUAUAAUAUUUGUAAUAAAUAUUAGUACACACACAUAUUGUAUUUAAAGAAGCAAAAAGAAUGAAUACGCUCUUGAUCGGUUUUCCUCAAAAUGGUGAUACCGAUCAAAAGCGAAAGUGAUAGCGGGAUUUAUACCAUGUGUUGCUUUAUCUUACACAAUUCUCUUUGCUCUGUUCCUGUUGAAUCCGCUGCUGGCGUAUAGGUAGCGCACAUGCGCACAUGCAAUUACGAAUUAUGAUAGACUGGUGAACUCCUCAACUCGACAGAAACAUAAGCUAAUUAACUAUAAGACAAUUUACAGAAAUUUAUAAGAUGCCUGAAAAUGUUCGCGUCUUACCUCGAGUUUUUACGGCAAUACAAAAUGUCGAUAUUAAAGAGUUAUCGUUGUGUACACAUAAAGAAAUUAGACCUAUUCUACCGUGUUUGGUUAGGAUGAGUCUCAUUUCGCCGCUUGACAUUACGAAGGAGUGUGUGGAGGGUAGAAAACAAGUCCUGACAAUAUUGUCGGGCAUCGAAUCAGUCAAUUCUAUCAUUGCCCUCUUGUCAAUAGAUUUUCAUGCGCUUGAAACUGACGUUCGACAGGAACAACAAAUAAGACAGAAACUUGGCAGUGGACAAAGGGACAGUAUAUUGGCACAGUCUCUGCAGAACGGAUUAGCUCUGGAAUUCGAACGCAGUGAAUCUAUUCGUCGAAUCAGACUAGUACUUAGUGAAAUCUUGUUCAUAGCUUCUCAGAUACAGGAAUUACAGAAAAAUCAGGAAUUUCAGAUUAAGCAGUCAGAUUUGUUUGAUAACUCAGUCUAUAUGGAAGAGAUUAGCUAUGUGAUCUGUAUAGCUCUUGCAGAAUUGCCAACACUAUUGUGUAUACUGGAUAUUGUGGAGACUUUGCUGCAUGUCAAGCAUGGUCCAGACAUUAUAUGCUGGAUUGUUGCUAAUAGCCCAGAUAGUUUUUUGGAAGUAUGUACUCAUCUGAUUGCAAAUGGAGAACGGCAAGAAGAAUCUGCACUAGGCAGAAUUAGAACACAAGCAAUCACAAUGCUCUGUGAGAUGAAUCCAAGUCAAGCACUUGCGGUCAGAGCUAAGUGUGUAGAACUGUGCAGAAUGCCUGCUCUAGCUAUCACUUUGAGUUUAGAACAUGAAACGACCAACAGCUCGCAGCCUGAAAGCGAUGUAGUCGCUUUUGUGUCUGGUUUGUUGCUCGGAAGUGAUCAACAAGUACGUUCAUGGAUCGCUAUGUUUAUAAGAAACGGGCAGAAGCGUAAAUGGGAAUCUCAAACAGCAUUGCAAUCACUUCGCGACGAGUUGCUCAAACGAUUGCAAACGAUCGCAUCACAGUGCACAGACAGUCAGUUGAUAGAGUCACAGGUCGUGCAAGCAAGUGCAUUGCUCAGACUUUACUGCGCUCUCAGAGGUAUCGGCGGCAUCAAGUUUCAGGACGAGGAGAUCGCGAUGAUUGUGCAACUAUUGACAUCGCAUCCGCCACCAUCGCCAGCUGGUGUCAGAUUUGUCUCUCUUGGUCUAUGCAUGCUAAUAGCUUGUCCAUCGUUAAUUGGACAUCACAAUUUAGAGAAGCGCAGUAUUGAAUGGGUUCAGUGGCUGGUGCGCGAGGAAGCCUAUUUUGAAAGCGCAAGUGGCGUAACAGCCAGUUUCGGUGAAAUGUUACUGUUAAUGGCGAUACAUUUCCAUAGCAAUCAACUGUCUGCGAUUUGCGAGCUGGUGUGCGCCACUCUAGGCAUGAAGAUACCUAUUAGACCAAACAAUCUUACACGGAUCAAACAGAUCUUCAUGCAAGAGAUAUUCACUGAGCAGGUAGUUACUGCGCAUGCUGUUAAAGUACCAGUAACCGCAAAUCUAAACGCCAACAUUCCCGGAUUUCUGCCGGUCCAUUGUAUCCACCAACUGCUCAAGUCAAGAGCAUUUGCAAAACAUCGUGUACCCAUUAAGGAUUGGAUAUAUCGACAGAUAUGCGCGAGUGUGCCACCUCUGCAUCCAGUUCUACCCGCUCUUGUAGAGGUUUAUGUAAACUCUAUUCUUGUAACUAACAAUAAAACAUCCGAGCAUACUAAGCCCAUUACUGAGAAUGAGAUUCGCCGAGUAUUUCAAAAUAGUGUGUUUGGUGGGAAUUUCGACUUGAAGAAAAGUCCCGUCGUGCCAAUGGACGUUGACGCUAUAGACACAUCGAGACCUUCACUUACCUCUCAGUUGUUGCUGUUAUAUUAUCUACUGUUAUAUGAAGACGUGAGAUUGUCUAACAUGCAUACUUUUAUAUCGCAAGGUAGAAAAGUCAAAUCAUACUCUACAGAAUUCUUGUCCGAAUUGCCGAUCAAGUAUUUGCUGCAGUUGGUGCAGCGAGAUCAAAUCAACUACGCAAGUCUAUUUUCACCUCUUCUUCGGUUGCUGGCCACUCAUUUUCCGCAUCUGUCCUUGGUAGACGAUUGGCUUGACGACGAGAUGAUCAAUAUAGAUUCCGCAAUCGCAAGUUACGAGAGCGCAAAAGUUAGUAAUGUCGCAAUCGUUGAAGCAUUUAGCCAUGUUAAAAGUUGUCCUUCGAGAACCGGUAGACUGUUGAGACACCUGAUGACAUUAAAACCAACAGAAAUUUGGCCACACGCUGAGCUGAUAAUACAUUAUUUCAAAGACAUUCUUGAUGAACAGGUUCCCCGAUAUAUACAAGAACUCUAUAAACAAGUAUGGCUUAGAUUGAAUACAGUGUUACCACGCUGUCUAUGGGUCCUCUCCAUAAACGCACUACUAAUAGAAAAUUCAAUUGUAAAAAACGUCUUUUUGACACAAGACAAUAUAGUCUUAGAUCCAUUGCAAGUAUUGAGAUGUGACACACGAGUUUUUAGAUGUGCGCCGAUCUUAUCUGUGAUUCUUAGGAUUUUGCAAGCCACGUUAGCUGCAUCGCGAUCUCAAUUAUCUAGACAUAUGCAAGAUAAGCCAUUAACUGAGAAAGUUGGACAAUUAACGAGCGAAUCGGAAAGAGAAGAUUUAAGGAUAGCUCUGGUCGCGGGUCAAGAAAGUGCAGCGGUACAAAUUUUAUUGGAAACAUGUCUCGAAACGAAAGAAGACAAAAAAACACCUGGGCAAAUGUGGUCUCUUCGAGAAAUACGAAGCGUCGUGUGCUCAUACUUGCAUCAAGUAUUCAUAGCUGACCCGUCUUUGGCCAAAUUAGUUCACUUUCAAGGCUACCCACGAGAACUAUUGCCUAUUACAGUUUCGGGAAUUCCAUCCAUGCAUAUAUGUCUUGACUGGAUUCCGGAAUUGUUAUCACAACCUGAGCCGGAGAAGCAAGUAUUUGCAGUUGACUUAGCGUCACAUCUGGCAAUUCAAUACGCAUUACCGAAGGCUUUGAGCGUUUCUCGGUUAGCAAUUAACACUCUGAUCACGUUAUUAGGCGUCUUAUCCGCCGAGGAUCGAAUUGUUCUCUUCAUGCCGGUAUUAUCGUCAUUGACGCGAAUAUGCCUGGCCUUUCCUCCAUUAGCCGAAGACACCACAAGUUUGUUGCUCCAAUUAGGUAGAGUCAGUUCAGCUCAAGCUGCCUUGGGUGACAAAGCAGCGGAUUUGUUGUGUCAAGAAGUAAAUUCGACAUUUUGUACUCUGCUGCAGAAAGCUAUAUUGCAAUCGCGAGUUUAUUGAAACACUUUGUUAACUUUAAGCUAGCGCUAGCGAUUAUGCGCGACCGUUUGAUUACUUGAUGUUAUAUUUGUAAGAUGUACAAAAGGACAAAAAUUUUCUAUUACUAUUAUAUUUCUUUAUUCUAUUUAAUAAUAUAUAUAUUUUUUCUCAUACAU
Pseudomyrmex gracilis is the source of this 4369-nucleotide messenger RNA. It is a transcript of the gene IntS2, whose product is annotated as integrator complex subunit 2. The transcript has 5 exons. Gene Ontology annotation, cellular component: integrator complex. NCBI's taxonomy places the organism in Eukaryota, Metazoa, Arthropoda, Insecta, Hymenoptera, Formicidae. The record is from RefSeq and is a predicted model, not a curated record. The coding region runs from base 888 to 4214 and encodes 1108 amino acids. Gene Ontology annotation, biological process: snRNA 3'-end processing.